AUGGAUCAACAGUUAUUUAGAGUUUAUAGAGAACUAUUUGAUUCGACUAAAGCUAAUGAUACAACACUUAGUUCUGAUAUGAUCUUAUUGACUCGUGACAAUGCUGAUAUCAGUUUCUUCGUCCCUUUAAAAAUAUCUGCUGCAUCAAUUACCAAUCGCAUUGAAUCAAAUAAUGAUUAUUAUAUGAUUUCGAAUUUAGAAACAAUAUUCACAAAACAAAUUCAGAAUUAUUUUUCACUAUCAACAAAAUCAGUCAUAUUGCAACAAAUUGAUGAUCAAAUCGAAGAAAUACUCAUAGGAAAUGUGUUUCCUUCGGUUGAGACUUGUUAUAGAGAAGCAAUGAAAGAAAUUUUAACUUAUUUUGAAAAGCAACAAAGACUACAAAUAUUUUUAGCGAAGAAAAUUAGAGAAGAUAAUUAUGCUGAUGUAUCAUUUUUUGCUCCACAAUUUGUCGAUUCGUCUUCUGAGAGUACAGAUACGUCAUCUACUGGGACCAACAUUGAUCAGCAAUCGCAAAUUAACAAACAAAAACAACGAGAAGUUCUACUUCAAGCUUAG
Rotaria sp. Silwood2 is the source of this 558-nucleotide messenger RNA. NCBI's taxonomy places the organism in Eukaryota, Metazoa, Rotifera, Eurotatoria, Philodinida, Philodinidae. The record is from the annotation of a GenBank genome assembly.